AGACUAUGCAGUUAUUUUCUCUGUGCUGUCCUUCACGCCAUCAUCGCGUGAUUAGUUAGUUGACCGAAGUCGAAAGUUGCCGGGAUAGGGCACUGGAGUAACUGUGAGCAAGUAAGCGAGGGCCAGGAUGAACACCGCGCUGAAACACUGGAGGGAGGCGGCGACGGUGAUCUUGGCGGCCGGCCUGCGACGCGCUCAGAGCGCGGACUCUCUUAAAACAGGUCUGGAGAAAGUCUCUGACAUAGCGCACAUAUCCGCCUUUGAUUAUCAAGUGCUGUUGCUAAAACGGAGCGGCAGCAGCGGCUUCAUGCCCAAUGCCUACGUGUUUCCCGGGGGGCUGGCGGACGCGUCUGACUUCUCCAGCGACUGGCAGGAGGUCUUUCAGUCCUUCACGAAAGCGCCCAACUACGGCAUUGGAGUCGUGAAGCAGCCGCCGGAGACCAGGCCGCCCAUUUUCGCCACUGACAGAGCGCAGCUGGGAUCCCCGAUCCCCGGAGACGUGGCUUUCAGGAUAUGUGCAGUGAGAGAGACGUUUGAGGAGUCCGGUGUGCUCCUGGCGGUCCCCACACACGAGGAAAGCGGCAUUCGCGUGCGCACAGAUGAUGCUCGGGACAGUGACCCCCAGCCAACCCUGACCACACUGAGCGGACUGUGGGACAGAGACGUGCUGUCCAAGUGGAGGUCUCUGGUUAUUAGUGACUCGGCGAAUUUUAUUAAGAUGUGCAAGGAGCUGCAGUGUCUGCCCAACAUCUGGGCUCUACACGAGUGGGGCAACUGGCUGACCCCCGUAGGCAUGCACGGCAAACAGAGGCGCUACGACACGGCCUUCUACAUCUGCUGCCUGCGCGACACGCCACACACGCUCCACGACGAGAAGGAAAUAGUUCAUUUCAAGUGGUCCAGUCCUUCUGAAGUGCUGCACAGCUAUAAAUCAAAGGAGAUCUGGGUGGCUCCACCUCAGUUCUACGAGCUUGGACGCAUGUGCCGGUGUCCAGCUCUCGCAGAUCUCCAUCGCUUUGCCUGGCAGAGGUCUUUGGAGGGUUGCGAACAGUGGCUGCCUAUUCACCUGGUGGCGCCUGACUGCUUUGCAAGCGUUUUACCAGGGGAUGCUCUGUACCCGGAAAAAGUGGACCGUUCUGUUAAGAGCGGUGGCGUGAUGAAAACUGAGACGAGUCUUGAAGAGCUCCAGCAGGACAGUGCAAACCUGCACCGUAUCGUCGGCCAGGAUCCAUAUUCAAUAACUGUCCGAAUGAACAUCACACCCAAGUAUAACCACCUGUCUCCUCUCUUCGGUACAGAUGUGGACAACCCCUCCAAAAACCAUAGUAAACUCUGACACUUACCUUCCAAACAGGUGCAGGACUGAUGGACAGAAACUGGUUUUUUUUGGUAAAUCAGUUCAUUUCUACCUACUGAUGUGGAACUUGAGCCAUUCAGUGUAGUUCAACAUAUGGCCUCCCUAACUUCUGUCAUAUAAACAAUGACUACCUUGUUGAUGUGACAACUGCUGGUACCAUGAUUUAAAAAAGAAAAGUGCAUUAAAAAAAGAUUACCAGGUGUAAAGUUUGAAUUGUCUCAGUUCUUCAUUAAUGUAAUAUUGCAGAGGAGGCAGUAAAGGGUAAAUGGCACUUUUAAUUGUUUUCAUUUGUUGAAAGCUCUCAACUUUUUCAUGCUUUUUGAGUUUGCUGAAUACAGGACUUUAACAAAAAUGGCAUUUGUCUGAUUGGUUUAUGGCUAGCAUAUAUAAUCAACCAAUUACAACCAAUCUGACUGUAGCAGCAGCUAUUGCAUAUUUAUUUAUAGUACUGACUAGGAUAAAUAAUUUAAAGUACAAUGAGUAGUAAAUCAUGAAUUGUCAUGUGAUUGAAAAACUCUAAAGUCACAUUUGAAUUCACAUUUCUGGCAUCUUUAAAUUCAGAAAAAAUGAAUUCAGACACAAUGUGUGUGAAUGUUUUCAAACUGUUUAAUCACACAAACUAAAAAAACGACCAGAUGCCUGCUUCAUGGGUGUCAAUUUUGCUAUAUUUCUGUAGAGACAGUAGCGUGAAAUCCUUAACCAACCUUAUACAACACAUUUGUUUCAGACAUUAAAUAAAUUCUGCACUCUCUACACUUCCAAUGAAAACCACAACUUAAAUGACAAAACAACUAAUAAAAAAAACAUCUUUAUUUAAAGGCUGUUUUGUGGAGUUGAUUUGUGUUUGCAUUUUGGUUACUUUGUACAGGUUGAAGUUUGGUCAUGGUGUUACUGUCUUCAUGCUUCUACUUACUGGGAUUUACAUUGUGAAACAACUUAUGAAGUAGAAAAAUCUGUACAAAUCUUAAAUGUUAAAUACAAUCACUCUGUACCAGUAAUGACAAACAUCCCACAGGAAAGAGUACAUUUAAACUAACAAAACAGCAGCUUAAAAUCUACAUAGAAAACAACCACCUCAACCCCCAAAUAGAUUAGUCUGUCAGAAUACAUCUUUUCAAAAAAGAGAGAGAAAAUAAACUUCCAAAUGUAGCUCUUCAUUUGUGGAGAUAUGCCUGUGAACUAAAGGCUAAGGGGGCAAAGCUGCAGUUGAGCUCUACCAAUCAGUCCAGAACGUCACAACUUGUACAGAUGUCAGAAUGGGAAAGAAAAAAGAAAAUGCUUGCAAGCUCUGUAAAACAGACCAGCUAUAAGGUCGUAACACAUUUUCAUUAACUGAACAUCAUCAAGAAGAGCAUGUGUUUUUGCUGCUGUAGGCACAAUUUAUCUCUAAGGACUCAUUUGAAACCCACUUCAAUUUUUAGAACAAUACAUUGUUAAAACUCACUUUAACCCAUAACCUAAACACACACUGUAUUGUUUUUUUAAAUCUUAAACCAUCAAAAUGAGACCACAUGUCAUUGCAGCACGAGCCAUAAGCAUGAUGUGAAACAUACUGUAAAUGUAACCAACAGCAACAUGCAAAACUUUUGGCACCACUUUAUUCAUCUUGAAUUUUUGAAACAGAACUAGAUCACAUUUUGCUGAGGAUUUCAGUGCACUUACAAAAAAACAUGCAUGCUUAAUAUUUACCUGUGACAAGAUAUUCAACUUUGCUCAUUCUAUGCAUUAUUUCAGACUAAUCCUGAUUUUCACACAAUAAGGAAAUGAAAAACAUGUGCCUGUGUUGGCUCGACACACA
Sinocyclocheilus grahami is the source of this 3155-nucleotide messenger RNA. RefSeq names its product nucleoside diphosphate-linked moiety X motif 19-like. Gene Ontology annotation, cellular component: mitochondrion. The transcript is spliced from 3 exons. The coding region runs from base 128 to 1336 and encodes 402 amino acids. Gene Ontology annotation, molecular function: hydrolase activity, acting on acid anhydrides, in phosphorus-containing anhydrides. The record is from RefSeq and is a predicted model, not a curated record. NCBI's taxonomy places the organism in Eukaryota, Metazoa, Chordata, Actinopteri, Cypriniformes, Cyprinidae.